Phragmites australis (common reed) is the source of this 3230-nucleotide messenger RNA. RefSeq lists its product as uncharacterized. Gene Ontology annotation, cellular component: plasma membrane. The coding region runs from base 460 to 2979 and encodes 839 amino acids. The record is from RefSeq and is a predicted model, not a curated record. The transcript has a single exon. NCBI's taxonomy places the organism in Eukaryota, Viridiplantae, Streptophyta, Magnoliopsida, Poales, Poaceae. Gene Ontology annotation, molecular function: protein binding; calcium ion binding.
GCACCGCCAGUCCACAGCAACACAGCGACGCGAGCGAGACGACCUGCCCGGCCGCAAUCUGCGUGUGUAUCUCACGUGGCUCCACCAACCCAAGCCGCGCUCUGUUGAACAGUGGCGGACGGCGUGAGGCGAGCGGCGCACCCCACCUUGCGAUCGAGCGAGGGAACGUUGCGAGCCACGCCCGGGUUGCCAGGCAGCCAACCGCUUCCCUCCCCCACCCCUCGUGCCCCCAUCCACCGUCAUCAUGAGCAGCGUCUCCUCUCGUUAGCCACUAGCCAGCCAGCCCACCCACAACCGCCGCCCCCUCCGCUCCGCCCUCUCCUCCCUUCCAUCCUGGCCGUGGCCGGUCCCACCCAGCUUUCCUGAACUCCCCCAUCAAAUCCCCCACCCGCGUCGUGCCUGCGCCCGCCCCUGGUGCCCGAUUUCGCCGUAAUCCGGCUGGUUUUUCCCGUGCCCGAAAUGGCGCUGUCCGCGUCGGCGGGGCGGGGGUCGCGGGCCGAGAAGGUGCGUAGGAUCUUCGAGCGCUUCGACGUCAACGGGGACGGGGGGCUGGACCGGGACGAGAUGGCCGCGCUCGUCGUCGCCGUGAACCCGCGGGUCAAGUUCAGCGAGGACCAGAUCUCCGCCAUCCUCGACGAGGUGUUCCGCACCUACGCCGAGUUCAUACUCCCGGGGGGCAGGGGCCUCUCCCUGCCGGGACUGCUCCGCACCUACGAAGACGGCGCCGGGGACGUCGACCGCGACUUCCUCGCGCUCUCCCUGCCCGCCGUCGAGUCCGACGCGUCCUCGCCGGAGAUCGCCCCGGGGGACGCCCCGCCCGCCGACCCCGGCUCCUCCCCUCCCGCCGGCACCGCGUCUCUGCUCGACGACCACGUCAAGCCGAUAGGCGCCGGCGGGGCCCCGCCGUCGGCCAGCUCCCGUGCCGCGGCGGCCGCGCCGGCGUGGGCCACCUCGCCCAACCACGGCAUCGCCUUCGACUCCUCGUGGGCGCUCCUCGACGACCUGGAGAUACUCGUCAAGCGCCUCCGCUCCAAGCAGCUGCGGAAGGGCUCCAUCGACGGCACCGUCGGCAACAGCAACUUCGACUCCUUUUCUGAGGCCGGCUGGUCCAGGGAGAUCUCCGGCGCGGCGGAUUCGGCUUCUUCGGGCGCCGCGCCAUGGGACGAGACGAGCCGCGACUACCUCACCUUCGUCAAGGAGCUCGCCGUACUCCGCACGCGCGCCGACGCCUCCCGCACGCGUGAGGAGGCCUUCGACAACCACAUGGUCAUCGGCCGGGCCCUCUCCGAGCACCGCCUCUUCCGAGACGCGCUGGCCAGCUUCCGCCGCGCCUGUGAGCUGCAGCCCACUGACGUUCGUCCCCACUUCCGCGCGGGGAACUGCCUGUACACCCUCGGCCGCCACGCAGAGGCCAAGGAGGAGUACCUCCUUUCCCUUGAGGCCGCGGAGGCGGGCGGCUCCCAGUCUGCGGACAUCCUCCCGCAGAUCCAUGUCAACCUUGGUAUCGCGAUGGAGGCUGAGGGGAUGGUUCUUGGUGCCUGUGAGCACUACCGAGAGGCAGCCAUACUGUGUCCAUCUCAUGCCCGGGCGCUCAAGCUUCUGGGAAGCGCUCUCUUUGGCGUUGGGGAGUACCGCGCAGCUGAGAAGGCACUGGAGGAGGCCAUCUUCUUGAAGCCAGACUAUGCUGAUGCGCACUGUGACCUUGGGUCAGCCCUGCACGCAGUAGGGGAUGAUGACCGUGCAAUCCAGGAGUUUCAGAAGGCAAUUGAUCUCAAACCCAGCCAUGUUGAUGCCUUAUACAAUCUUGGCGGAUUGAACAUGGAUGCAGGCCGCUUUGUACGGGCUGCGGAGAUGUAUACUCGUGUGCUGAGCAUCCGACCAAACCAUUGGCGGGCACAGCUAAACAAGGCAGUGGCUUUGCUUGGGCAGGGGGAGUCCGAGGAGUCCAAGAAGGCACUCAAGGAGGCUUUUAAGAUGACACAAAGGGUCGAAGUGUAUGAUGCAAUCUCACAUCUGAAGACACUGCAGAAGAAGAAGCUAAAGCCUUCUAAAAGAAAAAAUGAUGGUCAAGGGGAGCAGGCUUAUUUUGUUGUGGAGGCAUCCAAGUUCAAGAGGGUUGGCAGGAAGACCACUUUGCGACAAGACUUGGCCAAUGCCCUUGAUAUAAGGGCCUUUGAGAGAAUGACAAAGCUAGGCCGCUGUGAUGUGGAGCUUCUUAGGAAAGAGAUGAAUGAGACUGAUGUCCCUGUAUCUUACUCGGGCACUGGCAUUCCUGAGAAGUCAAUACGGAAAGCAGUUCUUGAGGUUAUUCUCCGCAGGCUCCUCUCUUUUGUCAAGCCAGAUACUUUUCAGGGUGCUAUCAAGGCAAUCAACGAAAGAAUUCUCUCGGUCCUUGAUGCCCCGGGCUCUGGUCGUGUUGAUCUUGGAAUGUUCUUUGCUAUCAUUGCUCCAAUCUGCUCUGGCCCUGUGGAUAGGCGCAAGCGUGUUGCCUUUGAUGCUCUUCUUUGGCGUCCUGCUAGCGAAGGCGGCAAUGGCCAGGUUCGGAGGAGCGAUGCGCUAACUUACAUUAAGCUUCUUCGUGCCGUUUAUGUACCCACACCUGGAGCUAGUGACAUGCUGGAAAUGCAUGGGGAGUCUGACCCUACCAUGGUAUCAUACACGGAGUUUCUUGAAAUGUUCAAUGAUUCAGAUUGGGGAUUUGGGAUAUUGAGCACAUUGGUGAAGCUUGAAGAGAGUGAUCACAUUCGUCACGGCCGCCACACAUGCUCCAUCUGCCGGUAUCCUAUCAUUGGAUCACGGUUCAAGGAGACGAAACACUCGUUCAGCCUGUGUAACCGGUGCUAUAGCGAAGGGAAGGUUCCAUCAGCUUUCAAUUUGGAGGAGUACAGGUUCAAAGAAUAUGGUAACGAGUCUGAGGCACUCAUCGAUAAGUGCAUGUGCUUCAAUUUACAUUCCAAGAAGCUGGAGACUGAUGCUUGAUCAUUGAAACUUUGACCUCAAGUGCUCAAGCAUGAACCUGUGUAUUUUCUAGGUGCAAAGAUGUCUAGUUAGCUCUCCCGCCCUCUUGUAAACUAAGGUGCUGUCCCUCAGUUUUCUAAAUGAGUUCCGGUUACUCAUAACCAUAACCCUAAUGUGUUAGCUAUCGUUUUGUUUUAAGUGUACGGGAAUGAGUACAUGUGAAUUCCAUACACACUCUUGCCCCAAUCCAAUACAACCAAGGCUUUAAAGUA